This is a messenger RNA of Exophiala xenobiotica, 1164 nucleotides long. RefSeq lists its product as uncharacterized. Gene Ontology annotation, biological process: carbohydrate metabolic process; glycosaminoglycan metabolic process. Gene Ontology annotation, molecular function: beta-N-acetylhexosaminidase activity. Lineage: Eukaryota; Fungi; Ascomycota; Eurotiomycetes; Chaetothyriales; Herpotrichiellaceae. Bases 1 to 1164 code for a protein of 387 amino acids. The transcript is spliced from 2 exons. Gene Ontology annotation, cellular component: membrane. The record is from RefSeq and is a predicted model, not a curated record.
AUGCGGACAAUCGAUGCAAUGGCAAUGACGAAGAUGAACCGGUUACAUAUCCAUGCAACCGACUCUCAAAGCUGGCCGCUGGAAAUCCCGUCUCUCCCACAACUUGCAAAUAAAGGGGCUUAUCAACCUGACUUGGUCUGGACCGUUGGCAGCCUCAGAGAUGUCCAAGCCUAUGGAGCUCAGAAGGGGAUCUCGGUGUUUCUCGAGAUUGACAUGCCGGGUCAUACAGCAUCUGUCGCCCACGCUUACCCACAUCUGAUAGCCGCGUUCAAUCAGUUGGACUGGUCAACUUUUGCGGCAGAGCCACUCAGCGGCCAGCUGAAACUUAACUCUUCGACCGUGCAUGAUUUUCUGGACGAUCUCUUCACAGACCUGUUGCCUCGCACACGCCCGUACACGUCUCUGUACCACGUAGGUGGCGACGAAGUCAAUCUAGCGGCUUACCUUCUCGAUGAAACAGUGCGCAGCGACGACCCGAACGUCGUGCAGCCUCUGUUGCAGAAGUUCAUUGACCAUGUGAUAGCUCUGGCUGGUCAACAUGGUCUGCGGCCCAUCGUGUGGGAGGAAAUGCUGCUGGAUUGGAAUUUGACGUUACCAUCUGCUGCGGAUGGCGACGGAUCUGCGAGUACGUUGGUGCAGGUGUGGAGAGACAGUCGUCGAAUUGAAGAGGUGUUGAAAAGAGGAUAUCGUGUGAUAUUUGGUGACUACAAGCACUGGUAUCUUGAUUGUGGUUACGGGACCUUUCUGGAUCCAUAUCCGACUGGAAGGUCACCACCCGGCGUCCCGUUCAACACUUCUGGUGGCCAGCCGAGCAGACUUGCAAAACCAUACCUCGAUUACUGUAACCCUUACCAUAAUUGGCGUCAUAUGUACAUGUACGAUCCUCUCGCCAACAUAAGCAGUGAUCUUGUUCAAGGUGUCGAGGGCGGUGAGGUCCUCAUGUGGAGUGAACAGACCGAUUCAUUUGAUCUUGACAGCAAACUGUGGCCACGAGCAGCCGCAGCCGCUGAAGUGCUCUGGAGUGGUAUAAGGGAAGAAGCAAUGCUUGAAGAUGCUACUAAGAGACUUGGAGAGUGGAGAGAAAGAGGAGUUAUUGAUCUAGGAGUUGCAAUGUCGCCAGUUGCCAUGACUUGGUGCCUGAUGGAAGGCGGAUGCCUCGCGUAA